GUCACACCGUACCGCGUGCCGAUGGUGUAAUCACCCGGAAGUGAUCCCACGAGCUCUUCCUAGAUCGACACCGGCAAGAUGGCGGCGGACACGCAGGUUUCAGAGACUCUGAAGAGAUUUGCCCAGAAAGUGACCACAGCCAGUGUGAGAGAGCGCAGGCAUGUGCUUGAGGAGCUGAAGCAGUGUGUCUCUGGCCGAGACUUGCCUGAGCCUACGGUCAAGGGGCUCUGCAAACUAUUCUGCCUGGCACUGCACAGAUACAGGGAUGCUGCCUCUCGCAGAGCCUUGCAUUCUGUCAUCAGCACCAUGGCUGCUUCCCAGCCUGCCGUCACGGCGACCAGCCUCCUCCACUGCCUGCUCAACAGUGGCAUCAUUAGCAAGACCGGGUUGCCCAGUAAAGGCACUGCCCCUGCUGCCUCCAUGGGCCUUUCCUGGACCUGUCUGCUGGUGCGAGCUGUGUGUCCCACUCCAGAGACCAGAGAGGGCCCCACCUGGAAGAAGCUGGUAGAAGUGCAGAGCCUGAUGCUCGCUGAGGUGGUGGGUGGGGCCCAGCGUAACACCCUCAAAUCGGCCCUCAAGAGCCUCAACCGGCUAUGGAAAGAGAACCCGGGCCUGGCCGAGCAGUACCUGAGCACCCUGCUGAGUCUGGACCAGAACCAAAGUUCGCUGGUUCUACUUGGCGUGUGUGUGGACUUCUGCACGGCCCAGAAGGACAUGGGCACCAUUGAGAAGCACAAGGGUGCCCUGCUGGAUCUCUACCUGAAGACUGUCCUGAUGAGUAAGAGCCGGCCGGCCCAGCACAUCCUGGAGUGGAGCGGCUCCAUACUGCGGCACAUCACCCACAGCGACUUCCGGGAGCAGCUGCUGCCUGCCCUGCAGAAAGCCAUGUUGCGCAGCCCGGAGAACGCCAUGCAGACCAUUUCCUGUCUGCUCACCUCCGUGACCCUUGACCUUAGCCAGUAUGCCCUGGAUAUCGGGAAAGGCCUUGCAAGCCACCUGAAGGCCAACAACGCACAGCUGACGGAGGAGGCCGUGGUGGCCUUGCAGCACCUGGCCGAGCAGUGCAGUGACCCCAGUGCAGUCCAGGACGUUGUCACACACCUCUUCAACAUCUUGGGAGGUUCUGAGGGGAAGCUCACGGUGGUGGCCCAGAAGAUGAGCGUCCUCUCAGGAAUCGGCAGUUGCAGCCACCAUGCCCUCUCCGGCACGUCUGGCCAGGCCCUCAGUUCUGCUGUCACCCUGCUCUUCAUCCCCUACCUGCAGCAGGAAGUUCAUGAGAGCACGCUCGUGCAUGCGGUGGGCGUGCUGUCGCAGUGGAGCGGGAAGUUGACAGUGGAGGUCCCACGCCCCCUAGUGGAAUGGCUAAAGAAGGCAUUCACCCUGAAAGUCACCACAUCCUCCGUGCGGCACGCCUACCUCCAGGCCAUGCUGGGGGCCUUCAGAGGCGACACUCUGUCUCAGGCCUCGGAGCUGGUGCCCCUGCUGGUGCAGACGGUAGAGAAGGCCGGUGCUCAGAACUCCCAGCAAUCCUUGCUCUCAGAAGGCGUGGCAGCCGCCGUGCUGCUGUGCCGCCUGUCCCUGCAGGAGGCCCUGUCAGAUUCAAAGAUGGCUGCUUUUUGGACUCUGAUCCUGGAUGAGAAAAAGCCGCUGUUCACCACGGAGAAGUUCCUGUCCCAGGCCAGUGAGGAAGCCUUGUGCACCGUGCUGCAGCUCUGUGAGAGGCUCUUCUUGGACCAUGCCCACCGACUCACCAACAGCAAAUCACAGAUGUACCACCAUGCGGUGGUGGCAGCACUGCUCUCGCGGAGCUGGCGGGUGCGCAAGAGGGCGCAGCAGACCGUCAGGAAGUUGCUGUCGUCGCUGGGCAGCUCCGGCCUGGCACAUGGCCUCCUGGGAGAGCUGCAGGCUGCGGUCAACGCACACAAGGUGCUGCCCCCAGAUGCUUUGCUGUCGGAGACCGGCGAGCUUUCGGAGCUGGGCCGCACCUACACCCCACCGCGCGUCCUGUCGGAGGCGCUGUGCACCAUCUGCUCAGCCGCCACCUUGCAGGACGACCCCACAGAGGCUGAGCGCCUCGCCGAAGAGAUCCUGGUUGUCUCCCACCAUCCCUCCAUAGAGGUGGCUCGUCCGGGGCUUUGGCCAGUACUGCUGUCGCACAUGAAGGUCGACACUGCCAACUUCAUUGAUAAACACCUGGAGAAAAUCCUUCCUCGUCUGCUGGCUGGUGAUGCCGACGACCAGGCGACAAAGAACGCAGUGGGCUCCCUGUGCACACUGUCCCCUGAGAAGCUGCUACCGCGGGUGGUGGAGCGGGUCACCGAGCGGCUGUCGAACCUCACGCUGGGGCAGGUCACCCGGGAGGAAUACUCCAUCAUGCUGACUCCCGAGGGGGAGCUCCAUGACAAGAGCAUCAUCCAGAGUGCCCAGCAGGAGAGCACCAAGAAGGGCAACCUGAAAAGGGAGAACAAGGCGUACUCCUUCAAGGAGCAGAUCAUCGAGCUGGAGCUGCAGGAGGAAAUCAAGAAGAAGAAAGGCAUCAAGGAGGAGGUGCAGCUGACCAGCAAGCAGAAGGAGAUGGUGCAGAGCCAGCUGGAGAAGGAGGCGGCCAUCCGCAGGAGACUACAGGAGCUGGAGGUAGAACUGAAAGCCACUGUGCGUCUUCUGGGGGCGCUGCUGAGCCGGCGGCCGGCCCACCUCUCCUGGCACCUCCCUGGGGUCCUGCAGGUGCUGAUGCCCCUGCUCCACUCGCCCCUGGCAGCGCCCAUUGUCCGCCAGCCCUUCCUGGACAUAGGCAUCUUCCUGAUGCCCAAGGAGCUGCACCACCUUGCCAUGCUGGUGGGCCAGGUAACCUUGCGAGUCCUGAAGCCGGAGUGCCCCCUAGAGGAGGCGUGGUGCCAGGAGGACCUGGCUAUGGCCACCCAGCGCACGGUGCUGCUGCUGCACGCCCAUACUGUGCCACGCCGCGACGCCAAGGCUGACGCCAGGCCUCUGUCUGCUCCAUCCUUCUCCUUCUGCUUCCCGCUACUGCACGCCAUGUUGAGCGAGACGGCCUGCACCAGCGACCAGGUGGAGGCCAUGCUGGUCCAGGCGCUGCAGAUCAUCAGCGAGCACGCGCAGCUCCGUGCCCGCGACUCCCCCGACCUGCUUGUUGACGAGUACGGUCCAGAAAUGCUGCCCCGUGUCAACAUGCUGCUGCUGCUCACCAAGGUUAUUUCCACUGGUGCCCCCCGGCUUCAGGUCCUGGCCUCCAGCUGCCUGACCUCUUUGUGUGCCAGUGCUGGGGGGGGGCAGGGCUGUGCCCUGGCAGAGCUGGCCGAGGUCGAUGUGUUGCUGCAGGCCCUGCUAUCACCCUGCUUCUCCGUGCGAGAUGCUGCCCUCAGGGGGCUGUUGGAGCUGGAGAUGGCCCUGCCCACCGACGCGGAAGCUGAAGUGGGCCUCGGGGUGCUGCGCAGGCUCUGGGUGGCCCGCUUUGACCAGGAGGAGGAGGGCCGCGCCCUGGCUGAUAAGCUCUGGCAGUCCCUGUGCCUGGAGCUGGUGCCGGAGCUAUGCAGUCUGCUGAUCGCCGACGUGACACAUCACGAGGAGGCAGUCCGCUCUGCCGCCGCCGAUGCCCUCUCCAGUGCCCUCAGCAGCUACCGGGGACAGGCCCCUGCUGUGCUGGCUCGCCUCAUCGAGCUCUACCAGCAGAGACUCUACAGGCCCCCUCCUGUCCUGGACGCCCUCGGCCGAGUCAUUUCCGAAGCCCCACCAGACCAGUGGGAAGCAAGGUGUGGCAUCGCACUGGCCCUGAAUAAGCUGGCCCAGUACCUGGAUGAGUCACAGGUGACACCCCUCUUCCUGUUCUUCGUACCUGACGCCCUGAAUGACCGGCACCCGGAAGUCCGCCGCUGCAUGCUGGACGCCGCGCUCUCUGCCCUCAAUGCGCAUGGAAAGGACAAUGUCAGCUCCUUGCUGCCAGUCUUUGAGGAGUUUCUGAAGAAUGCCCCCCAGGAUGCCAGCUAUGACUCUGUCCGCCAGAGCGUCGUCAUCCUCAUGGGCUCUCUGGCCAAACACCUGGACAAGAGUGACCCCAAGGUGAAGCCCAUCGUGGCCAAGCUCAUUACGGCCCUGUCCACGCCCUCCCAGCAGGUCCAGGAGUCGGUGGCCAGCUGCCUACCCCCGCUGGUGCCGGCCAUCCGCGAGGAUGCGGGCGGGAUGGUGCGCAAGCUGCUGCAGCUGCUGCUGGAAAGCGAUAAGUAUGCAGAGCGCAAGGGCGCCGCCUAUGGGCUGGCCGGCCUCGUCAAAGGCCUGGGCAUCUUGGCACUCAAACAGCAGGACAUCAUGACCACGCUUACGGAUGCCAUCCAGGACAAGAAGAACUUCCGCCGAAGAGAGGGGGCCCUCUUUGCCUUCGAGAUGCUCUGUAACAUGCUCGGGAAGCUCUUUGAGCCAUACGUCGUGCACGUUCUACCCCACCUGCUUCUCUGUUUUGGAGAUGGAAACCAGUAUGUCAGAGAGGCCGCGGACGACUGUGCCAAGGCUGUGAUGAGGAACCUGAGCGCCCACGGGGUAAAGCUGGUGCUGCCCUCCUUGCUGGUGGCCCUGGAGGAGGAGUCCUGGCGGACCAAAGCAGGCUCCGUUGACCUUCUGGGUGCCAUGGCGUACUGCGCCCCCAAGCAGCUCUCGUCCUGCCUGCCCAGCAUUGUGCCCAAGCUGACGGAGGUGCUGACUGACUCACACGUCAAGGUGCAGAAGGCGGGCCAGCAGGCGCUGAGGCUCAUCGGCUCUGUCAUCCGCAACCCUGAGAUCCUGGCUAUCACCCCCAUCUUGCUGGACGCGCUCACGGACCCCUCCCACAGGACACAGCACUGCCUGCAGACGCUGCUGGACACCAAGUUUGUGCACUUCAUUGAUGCGCCCUCCCUGGCCCUCAUCAUGCCCAUCGUGCAGCGCGCCUUCCAGGACCGCUCCACUGACACCCGCAAGAUGGCCGCCCAGAUCAUCGGCAACAUGUACUCCCUGACGGACCAGAAGGACCUGUCCCCUUACCUGCCCAGUGUCAUCCCAGGACUCAAGGCCUCCCUGUUGGAUCCUGUGCCAGAAGUGCGCACGGUCUCGGCCAAGGCCCUGGGCGCCAUGGUGAAGGGCAUGGGCGAGUCCAGCUUCGACGAUCUGCUGCCCUGGCUCAUGGAGACUCUGGCCUCUGAGCAGAGCUCCGUCGACCGCUCUGGUGCCGCCCAAGGUCUGGCAGAGGUCAUGGCGGGUCUCGGCGUGGAGAAACUGGACAAGCUGAUGCCAGACGUGGUUCAGACAGCCAGCAAGGUGGACAUUGCCUCACACGUGCGGGACGGAUACAUCAUGAUGUUCAUCUACCUGCCACUUACCUUCGGGGACAAGUUCACACCCUACGUGGGCCCCAUCAUCCCCUGCAUCCUCAAGGCUCUGGCGGAUGAGAACGAGUAUGUGCGGGACACAGCGCUGCGGGCGGGCCAGCGCAUCAUCAGCAUGUACGCCGAGACGGCCAUCGCACUGCUGCUGCCCGAGCUCGAGCAGGGGCUCUUUGACGACCUGUGGAGGAUCCGGUUCAGUUCUGUACAGCUACUGGGAGACCUACUUUUCCACAUCUCCGGGGUGACGGGGAAGAUGACCACAGAGACAGCGUCUGAGGACGACAACUUCGGCACAGCGCAGUCCAACAAGGCCAUCAUCGGAGCCCUGGGAGUGGAGCGCAGGAACCGCGUGCUGUCUGGGCUCUACAUGGGCCGCUCAGACACACAGCUGGUGGUGAGACAGGCCUCCCUGCACGUCUGGAAGAUCGUGGUAUCCAACACGCCCCGCACCCUCCGUGAGAUCCUGCCCACGCUCUUCUCCCUGCUGCUGGGCUUCCUGGCCUCUACCUGCCCCGACAAGCGUACGAUUGCUGCCCGCACACUGGGCGACCUGGUGCGCAAGCUGGGUGAGAAGAUCCUUCCGGAGAUCAUCCCUAUCCUGGAGGACGGCCUGCGCUCCGACAAGAGCGACGAGCGCCAGGGCGUAUGCAUCGGCCUCAGCGAGAUCAUGAAGUCAACCAGCAAGGAUGCGGUGUUGGUCUUCUCCGAGUCUCUGGUGCCCACGGUGCGCAGGGCGCUGUGUGACCCACUGGAAGAGGUGCGGCAGGCUGCUGCCAGGACCUUCGAGCAGCUGCACUCCACCAUCGGGCACCAGGCGCUGGACGACAUCCUGCCCACACUGCUGCGGCAGCUGGAGGACCCGGAGACGUCGGAGUUCGCUCUGGACGGCCUGAAGCAGGUGAUGGCUGUGAAAAGCCGCUCCGUGCUGCCAUACCUGGUGCCUAAGCUGACGGCACCCCCUGUGAACACGCGGGUCCUGGCCUUCCUGUCCGCCGUGGCGGGAGAUGCGCUCACCAGACACCUGGGUGUCAUCCUGCCUGCUCUCAUGUCCUCCCUUAAGGACAAGCUGGGGACCGAGGAAGGCCAGCAGGAGCUGUGCUGCUGCCAGACGGUGAUCCUGUCUGUGGAGGAUGAGGCAGGACAGCGCAUCAUCAUGGAGGACCUGCUGGAGGCGUCGCGGGGUCCCGACGCCGGCAUGCGCCUGGCCUCAGUCACCAUCCUCAGCGCUUACUUCGCCCGCACGCGCACAGACCACAGCGCCCACACACGCGCACUGCUGUCGGGUCUCAUCCGCCUCAUGAAUGACGCCAACCCUGAGGUCCUCAACCAGAGCUGGGACACCAUCAACUCCAUCACCAAGAAACUGGAUGCGGGCAGCCAGCUGGCCUUGAUCGACGACCUGCACAGGGACAUCCGCUCAGCUGGCGCUGAUGCCAAGGGCCAGCAUCUGCCGGGCUUCUGCCUGCCCAAGAAGGGCGUGACGUGCAUCCUGCCCGUGCUCCGAGAGGGCGUGCUGACAGGCAGCCCAGAGCAGAAGGAGGAGGCCGCCAAGGCGCUGGGUUGCAUCAUCCGGCUGACCUCGCCCGAAGCCCUGAAGCCUUCCGUGGUGAACAUCACUGGCCCGCUCAUCCGAAUCCUGGGAGACCGCUUCUCUUGGACCGUCAAGACGGCCUUGCUGGAGACCCUCACCCUGCUGCUGGCAAAGGUGGGCAUUGCCCUGAAGCCCUUCCUGCCCCAGCUGCAGACCACCUUCCUAAAGGCUCUGCAGGACUCGAGCCGCGCAGUGCGCCUGCGGGCCGCCGAGGCCCUCGGACAGCUCGUUUCCAUACACAGCAAAGUGGACCCCCUGUUCAGCGAGCAGCUUGCCGCCAUCCGCAACGCAGAGGACUCGGGUGUCCGGGAAACCAUGCUGCAGGCUCUGAGGUUUGUAAUCCAGGGCGCAGGGUCAAAGGUCGAUCCGGCCAUCCGCAAGAACAUCAGCACCAUGCUGCUCGGCAUGCUGGGACAUGACGAGGAUGCCACACGCAUGUCAGCCGCUGGCUGUAUUGGCGAGCUCUGUGCUUUCCUGCCAGAGGAGGAGCUCAGGGCGAUCCUGUUGCAGCACGUCCUGGCGGAUGUGUCCGGCGUGGACUGGAUGGUGCGACACGGCCGCAGCAUGGCCUUGGCCAUCGUUAUCAAGGCAGCCCCCCAGCGGCUCUCGGCUGAGGAGUACGGCCCCACUGUGCUGGCCGCCGUCUUGGCCAGUGCCACGGCAGACAGGAUCCCCAUCGCCACCAGCGGCAUCAGGGCCAUGGGCUAUCUGAUGAGGCACCAAAUGGUGAAUGAGGGAGGGGGCGGCGUCUCGCCUCGAAUCAUCUCGCAGUUUGGGAAGUGUCUGCAGAACCAGUCGAGCGACGUGCGGCUGGUGGCGGAGCGUGUGCUGUGGUGGGUGUGCCGUGAGCCCACCACACCGGCCCUGGACCUGGGCCUGCUCAAGCCUCUGCUCAAGAUCCUGCUGGAUAACACCAAGGACAAGAACACGAGCGUGCGCGCCCAGAGCGAGCACACCAUCGUCAGCCUGCUGCGGCUGAGGCAGGGGGAUGACCUGCUGCAGAGUGUCAGUGCCACCCUGGAUUCUGCCAGCAAUGAGCUGCUGUCUGAGUGCAGCCGCCGUUCCCUGAAAAAGAUCGCCGGCUUGCCAGACUCCAACGAGGAGAUCGACGACACCAUCCUCACGUGACGUGUUGGCUGGAAUCGAACCGGACAGGACCGGACUGCUGCCACAGCUGCAUGUGACACGUUCACACCUGUGACCUGCGACACACACACACACACACACACACACACACGUCUUGCGAACCACACACUAAUGCCUCAUGAACUGUGGCCACGCUCUGCGUACAGGAAGAGGUGAGGAGGGAGGCGCCGGCUUCCUUCAUCACCUCGAUUCUAUUUUUUUCUGAAGUAAUAGCCAUUCUGUUCUCCUUAAUAUAGUACCAGCAUUGUAGGGUGCAUUACUCCUAGAGCGCACAACUCAUUGACAGUAAAAACAGCUAAGCAUCCAGAUGUCAUGAGUUAAAGAUUUGAGAUUUAAAUACAAUUCAAAAAUUCCCUUUUUAAAUUCUGAGGAACAGUUGAGAACGGUGCUGUUCAGGGUAUUCCCCAGCCUAUAGCCAGCGCUGCCUCCAGGCCCUGCAACCGGGUCGACAAUAAGCAGCUGCAGGAUGGAUCGAUGUUAAUAACGUUACUCUGUACAUCAGGAUCUUUACAGAAGAUUGAAAAUGGCUUCCCCCCCCCCCCCCCCUUUCCUUUUUCGGCCCCCAGGUUUUAUGCUCUUGUGUGUCUGUGUGUAUCUGUGCCACACAUAGCUCUGGCUAAGAGAAAUCUGCGGGAUGAUGUUAAUACCAUAAUCUGUUAUUGACCCUCCCCCCAAGAUGCUGUACAAAUGAAGAACAGCCAAAAUGACCUGAUUUAAUAAAUGGUUUCAAGUGUUAACUGAAAUAGUAUAUUUGGUGGGGUUGGGAGGGGGGCAGGAGUCUGAACCGAGUGGGUAUAAGAUCUGCAAGUUCAUAGCCUGUCAUUUUUAUGAACUGUGCUGGAUAAAUGUCAUGAAUAUA
Messenger RNA from Brienomyrus brachyistius, 8965 nucleotides. It is a transcript of the gene gcn1, whose product is annotated as GCN1 activator of EIF2AK4. The record is from RefSeq and is a predicted model, not a curated record. Gene Ontology annotation, biological process: cellular response to amino acid starvation; regulation of translation. NCBI's taxonomy places the organism in Eukaryota, Metazoa, Chordata, Actinopteri, Osteoglossiformes, Mormyridae. Gene Ontology annotation, molecular function: protein binding; protein kinase regulator activity. Gene Ontology annotation, cellular component: cytosol.